AUGGUCAGCUACAAUGAUCAGCUUUAUCUGUUUGGAGGCACCAAUGGCAUGACUUGGUAUAACGACGUGUGGACGUAUGAGCCUAUGUUCAACACUUGGACGCAACCUGGCUGUGUCGGGUACAUACCCUGCCCACGAGAGGGACAUUCCGCGGCUCUUGUCAACGAUACGAUGUACAUCUUCGGUGGUCGGACAGAGGAAGGCACAACUCUCGGUGAUUUGGCCGCUUUUCGCAUCACGUCGCAGCGCUGGUAUAAAUUUCAGCUUACGGGGCCUGCCCCAUCUCCUCGAUCGGGACACCGCAUGACCGUCUUUCGGCAGAAGAUAUUUUUAUUGGCCGGGAAGCCCUCAUCAGGGCCCGGAGAUGUUAGAGAACUCAGCUUGGCAUAUGUCUUGGACACUACCAAGCUCCGAUAUCCGAACGACUCGGCGGGCGGCGAAGCUUCAAUCGGCGUACCCACAGACUCAGGUUACACCUCUAUGGGACGACCCGAGAAAACCGAUGCGCAAGAGGAAGUUGGCGACGACACGAAGACAAUUAGCACCGACAACUCGGAGCUUACACUCUUACCUGACGUGAAGGACAACCUCGUCUCCGCUUUCGCUAGUGAACUCUGCCAGAGUCUUAGGAGUGCAUUAAAUGAUCAGCAGGAUGCUGUGAGAACUGUGGCACAGAAUCUUCCCGAACUGCUAAAGGAUUACGCAAUCCAGCUAAGAUAUGGUGCGGUACCUGGGCUCCAAAAAGAUGCGGCGGUAUUUGUGCGCCAUUACCGGCAGUACGUGACCUCAACUGCUCGUUUGUUCAGUCAUGCAAAUCUCGCGUUCCCUUCCAUCUCUCUAUAUUAUCUGACUGCUCUUAGACACAUUGCCCGUUGCUUCCACGAGUCCGUUGCGCCAACAUGGCGAGAACCAGAUGACGUCUCUCGUCGAUCUAGAACUUCAGAUGAGCUCACUAUGAAGGAAAAGGUAAACUUCUGGAACACCGAAGGAUCAGGUACUCCUGAUUUGCCUGUAGAAAUGCCGAAGGAUUCAAUCCUUUUCGAAAGUGAGGUGGAGGAAAAGGAAAACCCCAAUAUCCCCUUCUUGCCAGAAGCUCGGAUGUUCCUGAUCCAGAGCAAGGCAUAUGAGUGGCUGCUUGGAAGAAUACAGACUGGGUUAAUCUUGACGACCAGGAAGGGGACAGCUAUAGACGUUAUCAGGAAGACGAUUUUUGCCGGUUUACAUUCCCACAGAAAUUAUGGAAAACGCUCUCCCUCAGCCCACAAGGUGGUUUUCGAGGUUUUCUGGAGUCCGUUGAUGUUCCUCAAAGAACAACAGUAUCAGGAUGGAGCGAAUCAAGCAAUUGGGGAAGUUAUUACAGUGACCGGCUCAGCCAUUGAUGCACAGGCGAUGACUUGUGCUCAAUACAUACAUCAAACGUGGCCAUCAACUGGAGAUGAAGUCUUGCGGGCGCUACAAGCUGCAGUGGUUGAGACAUUGUUGCAUCCUCAUAAGUAUCAAUUGUCCGAUGACACUGGGCUUGAAAUCUCUCUGCACGGUUCAACUGUCUUAGUCGAAGCGACUGGAGUGGAGCGUAUUUUGGCAGAGAUUGGAGAACAACUUGCAUGGCUCGGCGCUGCUUGUCGAGCAUCGCCAAAGGACGGGAUGGCUUAUUCUACUGCGCAAAUCACACUACUGGAGAGUUCAAAUCUUCUUUUCAGGCUUGAUUUCUUGAUAGAUGAUCUUCCACUUGGUGAACACGACCGGAACAGAAUGGAAGCUGCUGGCACUCGCUAUUCAGGAAUCCUGUCAUUGCCAAUGGAUAUCCUGUUCUUGCUAGAAACCACCGAGAGAAAGUUCGACGGCAGCCUUGUUAUCAAGGGGUUCUCCACUAUGUUUGUGCCGACGGAGAGGACUGGAAACUCGGUGCUCUGGCAUUUUCUCUACGAGGAGAACCAAGGUCGUAUUUCAUACUUAUCCGCGAAAAGAAAUCGCUCAAAUCGAACCUUAAUAGACACUGUCGACUUCUUAUCUUCGAAUUCUACCAGAAAUUUCCUCGGCUGGGCCUCAUCUGUUGUGAUGCGAACAGGAAGUCCUGAUGUAAGGUACGAGGAUAUUGAGUGGACAGGACCCAAUUUUUCCUCCCCAGGUUGCGCUUUGGAGAAGGUGUCAAUUUCCGCAGGAAGAUUUAUAACAGGAGGCGCGACCUUUGCCAAGGGUAACAAAGACAUCCCAAUUUGUUUGUCCCGUGCAGGGCCUUACUUACAAGAAGUUCACUUUGCUCGUAACAUCAAUGUGGUACUCUAUGAUGUUAGAGACCGUCGUGGUUGGCUUGUAGAUGGAGCAAGCGCUCUCCUUCAUAUCGUACGCACUCAACUCUCUUCCAGCCCAUACUGCUCGAGUCCUCUAUUCAAGCUCGAAGAUUUUCGUCAUGCAGACUCCAAAAAUGGUGCAGAUGCUGCUCUAAUAGCGUUGACAGAUGUACGAAAUAUGGAAAUUGUGAUAUUUGAAGAUGUUGAAAUAUGGAGCGAAUUGACAGCUAAAGGAUCGGCGAAGGAGGAGGAAACGAAGAGAAAAACAAAGAAGUGGUGCUUCCAAGAUCUGGUGCGGCAAACAUGGGACAUAGUCGAGCAGAUUCACGAUCAUCAAACCAGAAUGUUGGCGUCUCUGGGAAUAGGUCUACGUUUUACAGACCGCGACAAGCUCGAGGGAUUUGGGUUCAUGGACAUAGUCAGCGGACAGAACCCUCUGCGACCGAGAGUAUCUAUUUUGAAACCCAGUGGAAGAGGCUGGGUAGACUUCACCAGAAGCAUUGGCGCGAUUAACCUACUGGGUCGAGGCUUUGGGGAACUCAUCAAGCCAGCCCAGGAUUGUGACCACCUCUGCAGAGCCUGGAAGAGUGUUCCAAAGGGUAAAGACUACCUCGUUGUCUGCACCAGGAAUCUGCGUGAGAUUUGCAUGAAGAACGGAGACACCGACUCCAACCCUCUAGAGCUCGCGCAGGGGAUUUACUGGUACAAAGCAGAUAAGCUUUUUGAGCCGUCCCCUUCCAAACGUGCCGUGCGAACUUACACAAGAGCGAAUACAUAG
Messenger RNA from Endocarpon pusillum Z07020, 3069 nucleotides. RefSeq lists its product as uncharacterized. Bases 1 to 3069 code for a protein of 1022 amino acids. Lineage: Eukaryota; Fungi; Ascomycota; Eurotiomycetes; Verrucariales; Verrucariaceae. The transcript is spliced from 6 exons. Gene Ontology annotation, biological process: regulation of cell shape. The record is from RefSeq and is a predicted model, not a curated record. Gene Ontology annotation, molecular function: protein binding.